Miniopterus natalensis is the source of this 294-nucleotide messenger RNA. NCBI's taxonomy places the organism in Eukaryota, Metazoa, Chordata, Mammalia, Chiroptera, Miniopteridae. The record is from RefSeq and is a predicted model, not a curated record.
AUGAAAGAGAUCUUCCCAAAACAGAGUCUGCAGGGGAAGACAUUUUUAUAUUGUGAGCCACAUAAGAGAAUUAAGGAAGUACUGGAAGAAGAACUUUAUAUUAAGAGAGAUGAAUGCCGCAUUAAAAAUCCACCUGCAGUGGCCCUGGAAGGGAUUUGGAGCAUUAAAAGGAAUCUCCCCUUGAAGCCAGCACUGCCCAGCAGAAACACUUUACUGCCACAAGCCAAGUACUACUCGAGGCACGGAGGCCUGAGAAGUAAGGUCCCCACGCCCCUGACUCCACCAGGGCCCUGA